AUGUUGAGGUUCGCGGAGGAGGUGCAGGAGCGAAAUGACAAUGCAGUUCGAGAUGGCGAACAAGCAAUAACACAUCCGAUCAAUGCAUUCCUGCUGAUCAAGGAGAUGACCACCGACUGGAGCAGAGUGGUGGACAUGAUGCGCCACAAUUCGGCUGAUGACUUCAUUCGUAAUGUUACGCAUCAGAGAAUCGUCAGAAAAAUCAACUACCCUACACAGGAAGAUUUAUCAGGCGCAGCAAUUGGUUUAUUGCGCUUGCAAGACACAUAUCGUUUGGAUACCACCGAUAUUGCGAAUGGAAAAAUCCUGGAUUCCAAAAUGAGAACUGUAGCGUUGACUGCUGGUGAUUGCUUCGAAAUUGGUCGUGCAGCAUACAAUGCCUACGAUUACUAUCACACGAUUCUGUGGAUGCAGGAGGCGCGUGAACGUGUCCAGAAGGAAGCUGUCCCAACGGUUUCGCUGGAAGACGUUCUCGAAUAUCUGGCUUACUCACUGUACAAACAAGGCAAUCUGAAACGCGCCCUGUUGCUCACCGAUGAGCUAUAUCGGAUGAACCCGGAUCAUCCGCGAGCAAAAGGUAACGUGAAAUGGUAUGAAGACAUGCUGGAGGAUGAAGGCGUGAGGCGUGUGGACAUGCGUCGUAAUGUUCCAGCAAUAAAUAAUCCUCGACAUGACGGUGGCUUGGAGCAUUCCGAGAGGGACAUCUACGAGGCGCUCUGUCGGCGUGAAGUGCCUGUUGUAAGCACUCCAUUACUGUAUGUUUGA
This is a messenger RNA of Gongylonema pulchrum, 765 nucleotides long. Lineage: Eukaryota; Metazoa; Nematoda; Chromadorea; Rhabditida; Gongylonematidae. The record is from the annotation of a GenBank genome assembly.